AUGCCCUCUGAGCCAGUAUCUACCUCGCAAGGCUUCUUGCCAUUGGGCGACGAGUCACAUCACGACUCCAACCAGGACGCCUCUGCCGCACCGAAGCGUCUCGUCAUCUGCUGUGACGGUACGUGGCAGUCGUCCGUGUCCGGACUCAAGAACAUCCCCUCCAAUGUCACCAGGAUCGCCCGUUCUGUCGCCCGCAGCGGCAAGGACGAGGACGGAAAGGUCUGGCAGCAAGUAGUCUACUACGACGCUGGCAUUGGCACUGGAGACCUGGCCCAGGAUGAGCAGAACCGACAGGGCGGCUUCGGUGUUGGCUUCGUCGGCAACGUCAUUGAGGCUUACAACUUCCUCGUCCUCAACUACAACGUCGGCGACGAGGUCUUUUGCUUUGGAUUCUCGCGUGGCGCUUACACGGCUCGCGCUGUAGCGGGACUCGUCACCGACAUUGGCAUCGUCUGUCCCAAGGAUCUCCAAGAUUUCCCGGAUCUGUAUGCCCUCUACCAGAAGAACCCCGAUGGCCACCACUUCCGAAAGAGCCAGGCUUACAGGGACUGGGUCAAUGGCAUUCCCGAGAAGCAGCAGGCCAACGGGAGCGCCCAGGGACUGACCAAGUGGCAGCGGCCUCCUCACCACGACGCCCCUGAGGCAUCUCGUGUUGUCAAGGUUGUUGGUGUCUUUGACACGGUUGGCAGCCUGGGUAUUCCAGACUUGCCCUGGACUAGGUUCAACCUCAAGUUCCUCGAGAAGACGAUGGGCAUCCAGGACCCUGGCUUCCACAACAUCUCUCUCAGCCCCUACAUCCAGCAUGCUUUCCAUGCACUAGCUCUUGACGAGCACAGAGGGCCAUUCUCACCUUCGCUCUGGCACUACCCAUCCGAUGAUCAGCGUCCAGCCGAGCCAGCCAAGGAUCUCAAGCAGCUCUGGGCUGAGUGGCAGGCAGCUCAUAAGAACCCAAGUGCCAGCCCAAAGCAGCUGCAGGACACUUGGUCAGCCGUUGUCGACGGUGAGAUGUACAAGCAGCUCCAGGAUAACAAGUCGGAGCUGCUGCAGGUCUGGUUCCCUGGUGUUCACAUCAACAUUGGAGGAGGCAACGAUGAUCUCCUGACGGAUAAGAAGGGAGACUUUGAACAAAUUGCGCUCAUCUCCUUUGCUUGGAUGUGUGAGCAAGUUGCCCCCUAUCUUCAGUUCAUCGAAGAUGGCAGUCUCGCUGGCCUGGGUCAGUCAGCGGUUGAGGAUCGAUACAACCUCUUGAAACCUCUCCUGGACAACAUCGAGAAGGGCGAAGAGAAGGAUUACGGCAAGGGCAUCAUCACAAGCCGCCUCGCCGCCGGACUGGACAGGUCGGGCAUCAGAAAGGCAGACGUCCGGUCGAUCCCCGAGGAGACCAUCACAGGCUGGGCGACUGGCCCCAUCGUCGAUAGCUUCACAGGCGCCAUGAUCGCAGGCGGCUCCAUCGACCGGACGCCAGGCCAGUACCGCAAGGACGACAAGGGCCGGGACUUGGGCGAGACGUACGAGAUGAUCCACCCGUCUGUGCGGUACCGCAUGAACAAGAUCUCGAGCUACAAGCCCAAGGCUCUACGAGGGUUCGAGCGGGCGGCCGACGGCAAGACGUACGUGUGGAAGAAGGGAGGCGUCACGAUCCCCGAGUUUGUCAUCAAGCCAGAGGACGCAUUCUCGAGGCACGUGGCUCAGCAGGAUCGGGGAGACAAUGGUAACGCGAAGGAGUUUAUCGCCGAGAUUGACAAGUUUGUUGGCGCGGCUGCCAAGGCUGCUUAA
Messenger RNA from Fusarium keratoplasticum, 1776 nucleotides. RefSeq names its product DUF2235 domain-containing protein. NCBI's taxonomy places the organism in Eukaryota, Fungi, Ascomycota, Sordariomycetes, Hypocreales, Nectriaceae. The coding region runs from base 1 to 1776 and encodes 591 amino acids. The transcript has 3 exons. The record is from RefSeq and is a predicted model, not a curated record.